AUGUGUCUGCUGAAAGGCACAACGCUGCAAAGCUCCUUCAAAGAUGGUGAUGUUAUUUUGGGAGCUGUAAUGUCACUGUAUAAUUUUCCACAGUCAAACAACCCAAGCUUCAAAGAAAAACCUCUUCCGUACAUAUGUUUUGGAGCAUUUGUGCGAUACUACAGACAUAUCCUUGUAAUUAUCUUUGCUGUAGAGGAAAUUAACAAAAAUCCUGUUCUUCUCCCAAAUAUUACAUUGGGCUAUGAGAUCUAUGACUCGUGUGACUAUGUCUCGAAUGCAGUGGAAGCCACUUUAAAAUUGUUCUCUGGGAGACAGGAUCAUGUUCCAGGCUACAGAUGUACAACCAAAGGGCCCCUGGCUGGAUUUAUUGGGCUGCCGUAUAGCAUGGCAGAACUUACCCAGAUCUAUAGCUACCCACAUAUUAGUUAUGGAGACCAAAAUCCAGUUUUAGAUGAUAAAACAUUAUUCCCAUCUUUCUUCCGGGUUGUACCUAAUGACCGUUCCCUGUACGAUGGCUUUGUACAGCUCCUCCAUUACUUUGGCUGGACAUGGGUCGGACUUGUUGCAUCGGAUGAGGAAAAUAAUUUGAGAACAAGUCAGGAGCUAAGGGCAGUGUUACAUGAAAGUGGCAUAUGCAUUGCUUACUUUGCAGUUGUUUCAACAAAAUAUGUUAUAACCUAUGUGCAUGUCUCGAAAGUCAUAGAGGAAUCCAAAGCCAGUGUGGUUAUAACAUUUUGUACCCACCUGAGCCAAUACCUCAAAAAUAUUCAUCUCCAAACUAAAUCAGGAGAAAAAUUGUAUUCUGCAAAUGAAGGACCUAUAGGACAAUAUGAUAUUAUGAACUUGGUGAUAUCCAGGGGAACUGAUACCCUUAGUCAGAUCGGCAGCUUCUUCCCAUUCGCCCCUGCAAGGCAGAAACUGAUAAUCAACCAAAGUGAUAUCAAAUGGAAUCACAAAUUUAAACAGGCACCAAAAUCCAUAUGCAGCGAGAGCUGCCCUCCAGGAUACAGAAAGGCUCAAAGGAAGGGACAGCCUGUCUGCUGCUUUGACUGUAUCUUAUGCUCAGAAGAUGAGUUUACCAAUGAAACGGAUUCUGCAAACUGCAUGAAAUGCCCUGAAGAUAUGUGGGCAAAUAAAAUGCAUGACGGCUGCUCGAAUAGAACACUGGAGUUUUUGUCAUAUGAAGAGAUCUUGGGUGGCACUUUGGCUGCUCUUUCUAUUCUGGCAUCUUUCUUUCCCCUAAUCAUCCUGUUUAUCUUCUUGAAGUAUUCUGAAACUCCAGUUGUGAAAGCAAAUAACCGCAAUCUCAGUUACAUCCUUUUGGUUUCCCUGUUUUUCUGUUUUCUCUGUGCUUUAAUGUUUAUUGGUCGUCCCAUUACUAUAACCUGUAUCCUCAGGCAGUUUAUAUUUGGGAUCAGUUUUGUCAUGUGCAUUUCAUGUGUUUUGGGAAAGACAAUGAUGGUGGUGAUCGCCUUCAACCUCACCAAGCCAAAGAGUAGUGGGCAGAUAUGGUUGAAUUCUGGAGUAACUAACACCCUGGUGCUUGUGUGCACAGCUAUACAAGUGAUUAUAUGUGCUGGGUGGCUUGCACAUUCUCCUCCUUUUGAAUACCAAGACAAUAAAUCUAAGAUGGGCACCAUUAUUGUGGAAUGUAACAAGGGAUCACCUUUUGUUUAUUCAUGCACAAUGGGAUAUAUGGGAUUUUUAGCUUCUUUGUGCUUUGUAGUUGCUUAUUUGGCCAGAAAGUUGCCAGGCAGUUUCAAUGAGGCCAAACUGAUCACCUUUAGUAUGUUGAUAUUUGGAGCUGUUUGGAUCUCCUUCAUCCCAGCCUACCUCAGCACCACAGGGAAGUACAUGGUGGCAGUGGAAGUGUUUGCUAUUUUAGCUUCUAGCAGUGGAUUAGUGGCAUGUCUAUUUUUGCCAAAGGCCUACAUUAUUAUUCUGAGAUCGGGUGACCAUUCUGAAGGAAAAAGAGUCUUUUGA
Molecule: messenger RNA, 1983 nt
Organism: Xenopus laevis (African clawed frog)
Lineage: Eukaryota; Metazoa; Chordata; Amphibia; Anura; Pipidae
Product: vomeronasal type-2 receptor 26
Exons: 7
Coding region: 1-1983 (660 amino acids)
Source: RefSeq, a predicted model, not a curated record